Drosophila navojoa is the source of this 1073-nucleotide messenger RNA. RefSeq names its product polycomb group ring finger 3-like lethal (3) 73Ah (gene l(3)73Ah). Lineage: Eukaryota; Metazoa; Arthropoda; Insecta; Diptera; Drosophilidae. The record is from RefSeq and is a predicted model, not a curated record.
CGUACACACAAUUUUGUCGUGAUUUCUUUUAUUUGUUUAAAAAUAAUAUUACAAAUACUGUUCAAGUGCAUAGCAAAAAUGUACAAGAGUGUGUUGAGUGUUUUGCAUACGUGUGCGCACAGUUUGGCGCAAUAGGAAUAGCGAAUAUUCGCCAGCCAAACGGAAAAGACAACAAAUUGUUCGCUGAGAGAGGGAGGAGAGAGAAUUUUAUGCUGCGAGCGAGAGUUAUUUAUUUCAUAAGAAAUUUGUUAAUCAAACUGCCAAAAUGGAGCGGCGCGUAAAACUAAAGACUAUUAAUCCACACAUAACGUGUAAAAUAUGCGGUGGCUAUUUCAUAGAUGCGACUACAGUGACCGAGUGUCUGCACACAUUUUGCAAAAGCUGCCUGGUCAAACACUUGGAGGAGAAAAAGACAUGCCCCACCUGCGACAACAUUAUACAUCAAUCACAUCCGCUGCAAUACAUCAGCUUCGAUCGCACCAUGCAGGACAUUGUGUACAAAUUGGUGCCAAAACUUCAAGAAGAUGAGUCGCGGCGCGAACGUGAUUUCUACAAGAGCCGGAAUAUGCCAUGUCCGAAGGAUAUAACGCAAAAUCACGAUGACGACAACGAGAAGGUGAUGGAUGCGCAUGCCGAAUCCGACUUCCACCGUCUCGACGAACAGGUCAACGUGUGCCUCGAGUGUAUUAGCAAUAACUUUAAGAAUCUGCAAAGACGCUUUAUACGCUGCAGUUCGCAGGCGACGAUAACGCAUCUCAAAAAGCUCGUCGCUAAGAAGAUACUCAACGGAAUCGAAAAAUAUCGGGAGAUCGAUAUACUGUGUAAUGAGGAGCUGCUGGGCAAGGAUCACACGUUGAAAUUUGUCUAUGUGACACGUUGGCGCUUUCGUGAUCCACCGUUACGGCUGCAAUUUCGUCCUCGUGUCGAGCUUUAACACAAGCAAAUGCAAAAAUGAUCUAUAUAUAUAUUUUUUUAUAAUUUAUUGACAUAGUGCUCUAUUAUAUAUAUGAAUAUAUAUUUAUAUAUAUAAAUAUGAAUCUUAGGAGUUCCCCUAGUGUUAGUUCUCUCUAAAA